Messenger RNA from Talaromyces rugulosus, 1812 nucleotides. RefSeq lists its product as uncharacterized. The record is from RefSeq and is a predicted model, not a curated record. NCBI's taxonomy places the organism in Eukaryota, Fungi, Ascomycota, Eurotiomycetes, Eurotiales, Trichocomaceae. The transcript is spliced from 10 exons. Gene Ontology annotation, cellular component: cytosol. The coding region runs from base 1 to 1812 and encodes 603 amino acids. Gene Ontology annotation, molecular function: zinc ion binding; metallopeptidase activity; aminopeptidase activity. Gene Ontology annotation, biological process: proteolysis.
AUGGCUACUACUUCCAUCCAACGCCCUCGAGACCCGAAUACGCUGAGUAACUAUACCGCGUGGGCAUCGCGCCAUGUCACGGCCAAUUUGGAGAUUGUGUUUGACCAGAAGAAGCUGGUAGGCAAUGUGGUCCACCAGCUUGAGUCGAAGACGGACGGGGAAACCCAGGAGAUCAUCUUCGAUACGAGCUUCCUCGAUAUCUCCCAGAUUAAAGUCAAUGGCCAGCCGUCGAAAUGGGAGAUUUUGCCGCGUUUCGAGCCCUUUGGUAGUGCAUUGAAGAUUCAGCUCGAAAGCGCAGCUAAGCUGGGGGAAAAUCUAGAGGUUGAUAUCUCGCUUGAAACGACGGACAAAUGCACUGCCCUCCAGUGGUUGACGCCAGCGCAAACAUCAAACAAGAAGCAUCCAUAUAUGUUCUCUCAAUGCCAAGCGAUCCACGCGCGUUCAGUUUUCCCAUGCCAGGAUACCCCUGAUAUCAAAAGCACCUUUGACUUCAACAUCAAAUCGCCGCACCCAGUCAUUGCAAGUGGACUGCCUCUUCGAGAAAAGGGCACUCCCGAAAACAAUGUCUACAAGUUCAAGCAGAAUGUCCCGAUUCCUAGUUAUCUGUUCGCUCUCGCCAGUGGAGACUUUACCGAGGCUCCCAUUGGCCCUCGAAGCGUUGUUGUUACCAGUCCCGACAGGAUUGAUGACUGCAAGUGGGAACUCGAGGCAGACACUGAGAAGUUCAUGGAGGCAAUAGAGAAAAUCGUCUACCCCUAUGCCUGGGGCGAGUACAACGUUCUUAUACUCCCUCCCAGCUUCCCCUACGGCGGCAUGGAGAACCCCAUUUACACUUUUGCAACACCUAAAAACGUCGAUGUCAUUGCCCAUGAGCUGGCACACAGCUGGAGUGGUAACUUGGUUACUAGUGCUUCCUGGGAGCAUUUCUGGUUAAAUGAAGGCUGGACUACUUAUCUGGAACGAAGAAUCAUUGCCGCAGUGCACGGUGAGCCCUACCGACACUUUUCAGCAAUCAUCGGCUGGAACGACUUUAGAGAUUCCGUUGAAGAAUACGGGAAAGAUCAUGAAUUCACCAAGCUGGUAAUCGACCUCAAGGGCAAAGAUCCGGAUGACGCCUUUUCCAAGGUUCCGUACGAAAAGGGCUUCAACUUUUUGUUCUAUCUCGAAACCCUCCUGUCCAAGGAAGUUUUUGACCGCUUCAUUCCGCACUACUUCACUGUGUUCAAGGGAAAAUCCCUUGAUUCUUAUGAAUUCAAGGCCACCCUGCUAGACUUUUAUGCCAACGACGCAGCUGCGUCUAAGCUGCUUGACGGGGUGGAUUGGGACUCGUGGUUCUAUGCACCAGGCCUCCCACCUCGACCCGACUUUGACACUUCUCUCGUCGACAUUGUGUACAACCUGGCAAGCAAAUGGGAGUCACUGCCAUCAUCAGGCUUUACCCCAGCAGCAAAGGAUGUGGCAGGCUUGACCGCCAAUCAAUUCAUCGUUUUUCUCGAACGCGCCAUCCAAUUUGAAAAACCGCUCAGCCCAGAACAGUUCCAACUGAUGGGUAAGACUUACGGGUUUGCUACCAGCAACAACAUUGAAGUGUCCAACCUUUACUUCCAACUUGGCCUGAAGGUUGGCGACAGGACGGUCAUUGAGCCAACUGCCAAAUUACUAGGAGAGAUUGGCAGGAUGAAAUUCGUUCGCCCUCUAUUCCGAGCCUUGAAAAAACUCGACCAUCAAGCUGCUGUCGAGACAUUUGAAAAGCACAAGGACUUCUAUCACCCAAUUUGCCGUGGUUUGGUAGAAAAGGACCUAGCAAAAUGA